UGAAUCUCUAAAUUAAUUAUAAUUGAUUAAUAAUAUUUUAAUUUAGUCAAUGGAUUCAAUCAUGUCAGUUUCUGCAUUAUCAUGUCAAUUUGAAUUGUUUAACAUUAUGUUAUUAGUUUGAUUGGGUUUGAUGAUUUGAUUUUGAAGUUAACAUUUUUGUUUUUUCGUAGAUUACUUUAAUCUGCUUGUGUUUCUGUGUGAUUUCCAGGGAUUUACGGAAGGUGGUGUUUGACUUUGUUAUUAAGAAAAACGUGGUAGUGUUGUCGAGGUUACGGAACGUUAAUCAACAGCGUUUGUAUUGUUGUUGCAUCUACGUCACUUCAUGUUUGUUGUGUUUUGAUUUAGUUUUUUUUUUGGGUGAUUCGACGUCGAAUGGAAUUGGAUCUAUUACCUCAGAUCAAUUCAUUCUUGCCUGUUUUUGAUUGGUUUGAAUGUUUUAUGUGGGAAAAUUUUCGCUUUUCGUGAUUCAAGUUUUGUGCCCACCUAGUGUUUGUUAUUUGGUCUGAAUAAGUAUAGUACUUCUGAGUCUUGUUAGAUAGUAGAUAAGUGUCGUUUUUUUAGAGUUUUAAGGUGUUUUUUCUUUUGAAAGUUUUUUCAUAAGCUUUUAGAAUAAAUUAAGAUGGAUGAAGGUUGUAAUUCUUGGGUUAGGAGGACAAAUUUCUCUCACACGGUUUGUCACCGAAUGGAUUAUUCGAGAAUAGGCUCUUUCAUCAUUCCACCAGAUGUUGUGCCCAAUUCUGGUCUGAAGUCAAGGGCAGCAUCAUCGAUAUCAUCAGCUGCAUCAGCUUCAGCAACAGCAGCACCAGCAACAGCACCUCCUGUUGUUUCUAAGGUUUCAAAGGUUCAGAAGAAUCCUUCGACAAAUAAGCAGAGAUCUGUGUCUCCUUUGCCUGAAACCCAUCUCUCUGAAACCUUUAAGGAAGCCAAGCGUGAACAGCAGAGGUUCUCGACUCCAGGUCGUAGGAGGAAAGAACAGGAUACAAGAAUCAUGGGGAAACUACUGAACAAGGAUUCUCAAGUUUCCAAAUCUACUUCGCCUCUGAAAAGUCCACUCAGGCACUUUGCAUCAAAGAAAUUCAGUGACAAGCCGAAGAACCGGAAGGACUCUGGGUGGACGAAGUAUUUUGACCACGGUGGAGUAAAGGUUACUGCAGUAGAAACGGCUGAGGAAUGGAAUGUUGACCUCUGUAAGCUCUAUGUUGGUGUUAGGUUUGCUUAUGGAGCUCACAGUAGGCUUUACCAUGGUAAGUAUGAGGGAGAACCUGUUGCUGUGAAACUUAUUAGGGUACCCGAUGAUGACGAAAAUGGAAUCUUGGCCGCUAAAUUAGAGAAGCAAUUCAUCACAGAAGUCACACUUUUAUCUCGACUCCACCACCAAAAUGUUCUUAAGUUCGUAGCAGCAUGCAGAAAUCCACCUGUUUAUUGUGUUAUCACAGAAUAUCUAUCCGAGGGUUCCUUGAGGGCAUAUUUGCAUAAGUUGGAAGGAAAAACCAUUUCUCUACAGAAGUUAAUUGCCUUUUCUCUGGAUAUUGCUCAUGGAAUGGAAUAUAUACACUCUCAGGGUGUCAUUCAUCGAGACCUUAAACCAGAGAAUAUCCUUAUUAAUGAAGACUUUCACCUUAAAGUCGCUGAUUUUGGUAUUGCUUGUGAGGAAGCACACUGUGACUUACUUGCUGAUGACCCCGGUACCUACCGCUGGAUGGCACCAGAGAUGAUCAGGCGAAAAUCAUAUGGGAGAAAGGUUGAUGUGUAUAGUUUUGGCCUUAUCUUAUGGGAGAUGUUUACUGGUACAAUACCGUAUGAGGAUAUGACUCCCAUCCAGGCUGCUUUUGCUGUCGUAAAUAAGAAUUCAAGGCCUGUUAUUCCUCCAAACUGCCCACCUGCUAUGCGAGCUUUAAUUGAGCAAUGUUGGUCCUUGAAUCCCGACAAAAGGCCCGAAUUCUGGCAGGUUGUUAAGGUGUUAGAGCAGUUUGAAUCUUCGCUUGCUCGUGAUGGAACAUUGACCCUGCUGCAAAACCCUUGUGGGCAAGAUCAUAAAAAAGGCCUUCUUCAUUGGAUUCACAAGCUUGUUCCUGCUCAUCAUAAUAUCGGUCCCGUGGUUAAACCAAAAUUUACAUGAAUCUUCCGAAUGUCCUGACUUUUGUAGUACACUAGGUUCAUUGUAAUUAAUAUUGAAUAGUUUAAAUACCAAUCCUCUUCAGAAAAAGGUUUUUUUUUUUUGGUUUUCUGGCUGUAGUUCUCUUUAUAACAUUCAUAUGAAAGUUGUAAAUUGAUCUAUAGUAUUAGCUUUUUUUUGAGGCAACAGUUGUCUGUUUUUAUUUGUUAUACAAGCCUAUAAGGUACUUUGUCUAUUCUCCAA
Molecule: messenger RNA, 2359 nt
Organism: Vicia villosa (hairy vetch)
Lineage: Eukaryota; Viridiplantae; Streptophyta; Magnoliopsida; Fabales; Fabaceae
Product: serine/threonine/tyrosine-protein kinase HT1-like
Exons: 3
Coding region: 620-2119 (499 amino acids)
Biological process (GO): protein phosphorylation
Molecular function (GO): ATP binding; protein kinase activity
Source: RefSeq, a predicted model, not a curated record